Molecule: messenger RNA, 315 nt
Organism: Colletotrichum chrysophilum
Lineage: Eukaryota; Fungi; Ascomycota; Sordariomycetes; Glomerellales; Glomerellaceae
Exons: 2
Coding region: 1-315 (104 amino acids)
Source: RefSeq, a predicted model, not a curated record
AUGGGCGCUAUCAAGUACAUGGAUCUUAAGUUCGACAGUGUGACGUGGACAGAUGACUUUGAAAGCCCCUUCAUCUGUGAGGCGUCCGGAGGUUCCAUGGGCUUUACCGGCGUGAGAACUGCCAGCGGUGUUCCAGUUGUACGCGCCCUGGCCAAGGAUUUGAAGCUCUCAAAAGCUGAGCUUUUGAAGAACGCCAUAUUUGACGAUCGGGACGAAUUCGAGGUUCAUGAGCUGUUAUUUUCUGUCAUUGGCUGUGAUAAGGAUGAGAACAGCAUGGAGAUCAUGGACGGCGGAUCAUGGGUAAAGGUUUGCUAG